GUUCAUUUCGUACAUUCAGCUGAGAACUAUAAAAAAAAUACCGGGAUCUUUUUGCGUAGCUGCAACAAUCACUCUGUUCUGGCAACAGCCGUUGUUGAACACGGGAGCCGCUGGUGUGCUGCAGUGUGGUGCAAGCCCAUCCUAGUACCACUCCAGAGAGUUGCACAGCAGAUGUAUCUCCUUUCCGAAUCUGUCCACAUGGCUUUGACGCUUGACGAAAAUGGCCGAGACCUUGCUGUAAGGCCUGCAUUGGAGAUUUGCUGCAGCUGCCGUCGUCAGAGGUGGUUUAAACCAGGACCAUUUCCCCUGGCCGUAGCCCUUUGCAUCUUCUUAUUUCCCUUUCGAAACCGUUACUUGGUUCCAUUUUGAUGACUGACAAUGGCAGUUCCCUUGGGCGUUUUCGCUUACUCUUCGGUGAGCGCGAGUAACCCUCCUUUGGGUGACGUAUCAUCUUUCUGGCG
Cucurbitaria berberidis CBS 394.84 is the source of this 461-nucleotide messenger RNA. RefSeq lists its product as uncharacterized. The transcript has a single exon. The coding region runs from base 199 to 369 and encodes 56 amino acids. The record is from RefSeq and is a predicted model, not a curated record. Lineage: Eukaryota; Fungi; Ascomycota; Dothideomycetes; Pleosporales; Cucurbitariaceae.